Kockovaella imperatae is the source of this 1634-nucleotide messenger RNA. RefSeq lists its product as hypothetical. The coding region runs from base 158 to 1516 and encodes 452 amino acids. NCBI's taxonomy places the organism in Eukaryota, Fungi, Basidiomycota, Tremellomycetes, Tremellales, Cuniculitremaceae. The transcript has 7 exons. The record is from RefSeq and is a predicted model, not a curated record. Gene Ontology annotation, biological process: actin filament organization; regulation of Rho protein signal transduction. Gene Ontology annotation, molecular function: actin binding; small GTPase binding.
GCGUCAUUUAAACGAAGCACUCGACGUUUUGGUCUGUCCCUCGAAUUACAUCUCUCAAGCUUCAUCAACUUUGUCACUUCUGUUGCAUCCACUCUCGACAGCGCCUCCCGAGAGAGACAGAGCAAGCGAACUCCCUUCUUAUCAAUUGGUCGACACCAUGGGCAAGCCAACUCUCUUGUCCGCGGAGGACAAGGCGAAGAUCAAAAAGGCCAUACCGACGUCAAGCUCGACAAAUAAGAUCAUCACAGCUGCGGUCGCUCGAAUCUACCAGGCAAAGGAAGGGACAUCAACAUGGUCGUACGCUGGCGUCACCGGUGCCUUGGUAUUCUGCGCAGACAAGGCUAAAGGUGGUCUCUGGUUCAGACUGGUCGACCUAUCAUCUUAUCAAGGUGUACUAUGGGAGCAUGAGCUGCCGAAUGAAAUCGAGUACAAUCAGGAGAAACCUUUCUUCCACUCUUGGCAAGGCGACACUGGUUCAAUAGCAUUCGUCUUCGCUUCUGAGGCAGAGGCCAAUGACUUUUACAAGAAGGUAGCUCACAGGUCCAAGUAUGCCACUAAAGUCAAAGAGGACAAGAAGGAAAAGAAGGAGAAAGAGUCUACGCCGACCAAGAAGAGCAAGAAGGAGAAGGGUAAGAUCGACAAAUCCCUCAUUUCCGGACCGUCCGCAGGCAGUUUCAAACACGUUGCGCAUAUGGGCUACGAUUCAGAGAAAGGCUUCUCUUCCUCUGGUGUUGAUCCAAGCUGGCAGACUCUACUAGAGCAGCUCGCUGCCAAGGGCGUUUCCGCAAAGGAUAUCAAGAAGAAUGAAAAGUUCAUCAGGGAGUAUGUUGAACAACAAGGCGGGAUCGAGAAUGCCGCAGCUAGGAAACCCCCUCCACCACCUACGUCCCGUCGGAAGCCUGCCCCUCCACCUCCGAGUUCACGAUCUGCUCGACCCUCUUCCGUCGCGAUUCCACCUCCGCCGCCUCCACCUCCCGGUCGACCAGCCUCAACCGCGGCUAUCAUCCCUCCACCUCCUCCACCUCCAGCUCCACCUCGAGGUGGUGCAUCCAUCCCUCCGCCGCCUCCACCACCUCCAGCACCUCCUGGCCGGUCCCCAGCCGCACCACCUCCUCCACCUCCACCUCCUGGCGGUUCAAGGGGUGCUCCUCCUCCUCCUCCACCACCACCCCCCGGUGGACGAGGUGGUGCUCCACCGCCUCCCCCUCCACCUCCAUCUGGGCCCCCAGCAGGUGCUGGUGGCAAUGCUAGAUCCGCCUUGCUCGCGUCCAUCCAAGGCCAAGGGGUCCAUAAUCUACGUAAAGUGGAUCCGUCAGAACAGAAGGUAUCGCCGUUGGCUGGCGCGGCCGGCGGAGCAGCCGUCGGAGCCGUGGCAGGAGGAGCUGCAGUCGCUGCCGCAGGUGGAGGCGAUGAUCAACCUGAUUUGGCAUCUAGUUUGGCGGCUGCCCUGGCGAAGCGACAGGGCGAUCUGGGAGAAUCUGAUUCAGAGGAAGGUAGCGAUGAUGAAUGGGAUUAGAGAAGGUGUGUAUCGUUUCAGUUGUCUUGUAUCACUGUAUGCACGCGAGUCUGGGAGUCCAAGGAUAUCUUCGUGCCAGGAGCACCAGGGCUAAGGACUCCAAUUGGAUGAGCCCCCC